Vigna unguiculata (cowpea) is the source of this 806-nucleotide messenger RNA. Its product is annotated as auxin-responsive protein SAUR76-like. The record is from RefSeq and is a predicted model, not a curated record. Gene Ontology annotation, biological process: response to auxin. Lineage: Eukaryota; Viridiplantae; Streptophyta; Magnoliopsida; Fabales; Fabaceae.
AAUACCAAGGAACGCAACGCCUCUUCACGUUCUCACAAACCCAUUCUCACAAGUCAAACCAUAACAACAACAACAACGUCAUUCUCGAAGCUCCAACCUCAACCAUGUCGAAAGGAGGAAAACUAACGAAGCUGAAGUCAGUGCUCAAGAAAUGGAACUCCUUCAGCAGCAAACAGAGCCAAGCCACCAUCACUUCCGUAGCCAGCGACGGUGACUCCUCGUCGCUCCGCCCCGUAUACGUCGGGAAGACACGGCGGCAGUACCUGGUGAGCGCGGAGGUUAUCGGACACCCGCUGUUCCGGGAGCUGGUGGACAGGUCCCGCGACAGCAGCUCGGAGGAGGAGGAAGACAGCAUCAACGUGGCGUGCGAGGUUGUUCUGUUUGAACACUUGCUCUGGAUGCUCCACAACGCCGAUCCUCAACCUGAGUCGCUGGAUGAACUCGCCGAUUUUUACGCCUGCUGAGUGAAAGAGUUUUUCAAUUUGCCAUUGUAAUUGUGAAUUUGUGCUCGUGUAUGCUGUUCAUCUUCAUCAACCACAACAAAAUAUUUUAAUUUUAACCAUCACAGAUAUGAGAGAUUAUCACCGAAUAGAAGAAUGUCACUGAUAAGAAGCACCACAAAAAUUUGAAGAACAAUAAUAAAAAAAACUAAGAAGUUUUAUUUUACCAUAUUUAGUAUUUGAUAGCAUAGCAUGUUUGUGUAUGUGUUGUUUAGGAGUUAGCUAAUGUUUGGUGGCACCGUUGUCUAGCGGAGAAUGAGAGCGGUUACAGCAACCGUGACUAUGAGAUCACUUUUUCUAUACCCU